Arachis stenosperma is the source of this 615-nucleotide messenger RNA. Its product is annotated as secreted RxLR effector protein 161-like. The coding region runs from base 1 to 615 and encodes 204 amino acids. NCBI's taxonomy places the organism in Eukaryota, Viridiplantae, Streptophyta, Magnoliopsida, Fabales, Fabaceae. The transcript has a single exon. The record is from RefSeq and is a predicted model, not a curated record.
AUGGAAGUAGCAUAUAGCACGAAAGGGCUGGCUUUGUAUCAGAAGAAGUAUACCACAGAUUUAAUUGAAGAAUUUGGCUUAUUUGAUGCCAAACCUGUGUUGACACCAAUGGACUACACAGUUCAUCUAUCCAAGACAUCUGGGGAACCCAUGGCAGAUCCAACAACAUAUAUACGAUUGAUUGGUAAGCUCCAAUACCUCACCAAUACCAGACCCCACAUUGCUUUUGUAGUAGGUAAGCUAAGUCAGUACUUAGAAUCUCCAACUAAUUAUCACCAUAAAGCUGCCAUGAAGAUUGUACGCUACUUAAAGAGAGCCCCUGGCACAGGACUGUUCUUCCAUUUGAAUAGUGACUUCACACUUACUGGAUUUGUUGAUGUCAAUUGGACAACCUGUCCGGACACCAGACGGUAUGUGUCUGAGUACUGUUUCUUUCUCAGAACUGCCCUGAUUUCCUGGAAAAGUAGCAAGCAGCAAACAAUCUCCCGCUCUUCAUCCGAUGCUGAGUACCAGGCAUUAGCAAAUGUGACUUGUGAAGGGUUAUGGCUUGUCCGCUUGUUAAGGGUUUUUGGUGUGAAUCAUGAGAAGUCGUUCACGCUGUAUAGCGAUAGCUAA